Messenger RNA from Sesamum indicum (sesame), 941 nucleotides. Its product is annotated as protein EFFECTOR OF TRANSCRIPTION 2. Lineage: Eukaryota; Viridiplantae; Streptophyta; Magnoliopsida; Lamiales; Pedaliaceae. Gene Ontology annotation, biological process: regulation of DNA-templated transcription. The record is from RefSeq and is a predicted model, not a curated record. Gene Ontology annotation, molecular function: DNA binding.
ACUUUCAUUCUUUAUUAUUUAUCUCCACUCCUUUCUUUCCUCAUUCUUCUUCAUUUUCUGCUACCAUUAUACUCAAGUUCUUCGAAUCCCUCCCGGUUUUCUACGUUAAACGUAUUCCGUUAUGCCGUUGUUAUUGUACUAGCGGACGGGACACACUCGAUGUGCGUGUGCAAGAAUUCAUGCAGAUACGUUUGUUUGAGUUGUUUAAGAUUUUGUACUUUUUUCUGGAGUGUAAUUUGACGCGACUGAAUUAUCUGCAUUGUGUGUAAAUAUUUUUUGAAUAAUGAUGGAGUGUGGGAAAUUGCUUGGCGGUGUAUUUUUGCGCUUUCAUGCUCGUCGGCAUACUAGUCUUUUCACAUGCAAGAGGUGGCUCUAUUGCGCGCCUAAGUUAAUAACGGCGGGCUGGGGCUUAGUCGGAGCUCCUCCCACCGCCACCUCCUCAGUCGCCGCUGGCACAAGUGGAAGGCUGAAGAGGGAAGAUUUCAGACGUACAGGAUAUGACUCUGUUUUCUCUGAAUGGAAGACUCUAGUAGGAGCUUCAGAUUGGAAGGAUCACUGGAUGGGAAAAGAAGGAGCUGAAAGGUACAGGACUCAGAACGUCCCACGUUGUUUUUCUUGUCCAGGAGUUUACGAGCUUGGCAUUGCUAUGUCGUUCGUGGGAAGUAAGAGAGAGCCACGCAAACAUGACUCCAGCUCUGUGGUUCCUGUUUAUGUUGGACAAGCUGACAAUGUUAGGACUAGACUACAACGGUAUGGCAGGGACGGUGCACAUUUAGAGUAUGGAUCAUCACAUGAGGAGUUUGACAACUGUCCCAGACUAUUUUCAGAGAUAUUCUCAAAAGACUUGUCGAUUGUUUAUAGAUGGGCUCCUGUAAGUCCUACUCUUGACUAUCACUUGCAUCUGUGAAUUUGACACAUAUAGGGUAUGUGCCUGUUGGGGU